Molecule: messenger RNA, 1716 nt
Organism: Aspergillus tanneri
Lineage: Eukaryota; Fungi; Ascomycota; Eurotiomycetes; Eurotiales; Aspergillaceae
Exons: 4
Coding region: 1-1716 (571 amino acids)
Biological process (GO): DNA integration; DNA recombination
Molecular function (GO): DNA binding
Source: RefSeq, a predicted model, not a curated record
AUGAGCGAGGACCCUCCGAAUAUAAAAACACUUCGGACCUUCUUUGACUACACGAUCACGAAGCGUCGACAAUAUAUCGAUGCCGCCUCUACCCUGCAAACGUACUGGAACGUGUGGACAACGAUCCGGCGAGAAAAGUGCGGACUCGCAAUUCCGCCUCCCGUUAAAGAUAAGAUGAUUGGGGUGCGUGACCAAUUAGCAGAAGAACAUGGACUUCGCACAGAGAAAAGAAAGAAGCCGAUCCUUCGCUCCGAAGAUGUUUUCGAACUGCUAAAGGUGCUGUGGAAUGUUCGCCGCGAGGCAUGGGACCCGCUGCAGCUCGCUUUGAUUAUCCUACUGGCCGGCAUCACCGGUCAUCGCCCGGAUGCGCUGGUUACCAUGCUGCACAACGAUGUGGCCGUCACUUUGUUUCCCACAGAAAGGGAGCGACCCCAUAUGGUCUUGGAGAUCAAACCACACAAGACAAAACGGUACCGUGGACGGAAGAAGCAGAAUCCGACAUUAGGGAUCCCCGAGGUUCCCAGUGAACCGUGCCUACUGCUGUGUCCGAAGACUCUGCUCUUGGGACUUCUCUUGCGCAAGUCGGCCUUUCGCCACCUACAUAUAGAAUCCGCUACUCAGCUAUACCAUCUCAAAGUUCCCACAGAUGCCGGAUCACUUCCACUUCGACCGGCAGAUCCUGACGCUCGUCUCUUCGAUAUAUCCGCGGGUACACUGAACUCUUGGCUGAAGCGUCUUGGUGAGCUCGCUGGAUUCGAUCUUCCCAUCACUUCGUAUUGGCUCCGACGAGGGGCAGGGGAGGCGGUUAACAGUAGUAGUGAAAUCAGCGAGGCACAACAAAACCUGCUUCUACAGCACGCGUCAGGUUCUACAUAUCAGGACAGGUAUGCGCCGGAUUAUUUUCCGGUGGACUUCAGUGCAGCGUGGCGAGACCGCCCGCAGCAACACAAAGUGAUUCGAAUGGCGAGCGGUCAGAGCCGGUCAAUCAAUCUUCGCCGACCUGUGGAUCUCAGUCCAGCUCAAGAAACCGAAGCCGAAGCUCAGCCCGAAGUCCAACGCCGCAAGAGGCUCUGGCAGCAAGCCAAACACCAGGUGCAGCUAGAAUAUGGGACAUUUGCCAAUGGAAAGGGCACAGAGAUGUAUGAAAAAGCGCUCCGACAAAGGAACAGGUACCACACUGCCCACCAGGCCUCUCGUCGUGCCAUGAAGGAGACUCUUAGAGCCCGGUUCAACCAAGAACAGCCCGUUCAAGAUGUGAUACGCCAAAUUUAUGGUUUGCCCAUUAAGCCACAGACCCUGUGCGAGUCAGAUCCUACCCCACCAGAGCAGAAGCGUGCUUUUGCUCUUCUCUUUCGUUUUGCCCCUUCCUCAGAACGAGAGGAAACCGAGUGCAGAGCGGCAGCGGUCGACGCACUCUCACACGUUGGGCCGAGCCUUAAACGUCGCCUUCGAUCACUGCAGUCCGACCAGUCUACUUCUACAUGGAUGAACAAUGCCCUAUAUAAACAACGACACGUCAGAUUGAAUAGAAGGCAGUGUAUAUUUUGUUAUAUGUUUGGUAUCCGGGAACAGUCGUUCACCCGAGAUUCUAGCUUUGAACGGCAUGUUCGCCGGCACCACGACAAACAAAUACGAUGCCCCGAUCUUGCUUGUCAGAACGUCCUAAUAGGCCAUGUCGAUAUCACCAAUCACAUGAGAUACUUUCAUGGAGCCUAG